AACAGAAUCUAUCAACCUGAUUCAAAUUACAAUACAGAUACAAUGCCGAUAAUAUUACCAUUAGCUUCUUCUUCUUCUCUAAUGGUUCCAACCAACAGUAAACCAUUUCUUCCUCAAAACUCUUUCUUCAAAUUCUCUUCUGUUUUCAUUAUCAACAACACUAGUAAUAAUGACAAAAGUAUCUCUUACUCUUAUAAUCCUUCUCGAAGACUCGCUCUCUUUCAACUUGGCACCGCUAUCCCGCAAUCACAGUUGUUCGAUGCUAAAGCAUCUAGAUUCUUAAGAGCAGAUGGGAGUACAACAGAGGCCAGCACAUCUGGAAAUAUGGCACCGACAAGCACCACUGUCACUGAGCAAAAUGCAUUAGAGUGGGUUAAAAAUGACAAGAGAAAAAUGCUUCAUGUUGUUUAUCGUGUUGGAGACUUGGACAAGACUAUAAAAUUUUACACUGAAUGCUUGGGGAUGAAGCUUUUAAGAAAGCGUGACUUACCAGAGGAGAGAUACACAAAUGCUUUUCUUGGAUAUGGGCCUGAAGAUUCCCAUUUUGUUGUUGAACUUACUUACAAUUAUGGAAUUGAUAAAUAUGACAUUGGAACUGGAUUUGGCCAUUUUGGCAUUGCAGUAGAGGAUGUUGCAAAAACAGUGGAUCUUGUGAAGGCAAAGGGAGGCAAAGUUACGAGGGAACCUGGUCCUGUUAAAGGUGGCAAAACAAUAAUUGCUUUCAUUGAAGAUUCAGAUGGUUAUAAAUUUGAGCUUUUGGAGAGGGGCCCAACACCUGAGCCCCUAUGUCAGGUAAUGCUUAGAGUGGGUGAUCUUGAUCGCUCUAUCAAUUUCUACAAGAAGGCUUUUGGCAUGGAACUUCUCCGCAAAAGAGAUAAUCCUGAGAACAAGUACACUAUUGCCAUGAUGGGAUAUGGUCCUGAAGAUAAAAAUGCAGUGCUGGAACUGACAUAUAAUUAUGGGGUCACAGAUUACGACAAAGGAAAUGGUUAUGCUCAGAUUGCGAUCGGUACAGAUGAUGUUUACAAGACUGCUGAAGCAAUCAAACUGUGUGGUGGAAAGAUUACUCGUGAACCUGGGCCCUUGCCAGGUAUCAACACCAAGAUUACUGCUUGCUUGGAUCCUGAUGGUUGGAAAUCGGUCUUUGUUGACAACAUUGAUUUUCUGAAGGAGCUAGAGUGACCAUGACAUCAUUGUAGUCGCCACAUCACUUGACUGAAUCUAUGGAGAUUCAUAACAAUUUUGUCGAUUAGAAAUUGCCUUCCAAUGAACUUUAUAUUUCCAGAAUGACCUAAUGAUGGAAUAUUCCUAAUCCCACUUUGUAAAUUUUGUUUUGUAUCAAUUAUUGUAAGUAUAUUCUUACCCUUUGAGCAACAUGUGCCUAAAAAGGAAUGAAA
Molecule: messenger RNA, 1397 nt
Organism: Pistacia vera
Lineage: Eukaryota; Viridiplantae; Streptophyta; Magnoliopsida; Sapindales; Anacardiaceae
Product: probable lactoylglutathione lyase, chloroplastic
Exons: 9
Coding region: 43-1182 (379 amino acids)
Cellular component (GO): cytoplasm
Molecular function (GO): metal ion binding; lactoylglutathione lyase activity
Source: RefSeq, a predicted model, not a curated record